Messenger RNA from Oreochromis aureus, 2544 nucleotides. RefSeq lists its product as uncharacterized. The coding region runs from base 68 to 757 and encodes 229 amino acids. The transcript has 5 exons. NCBI's taxonomy places the organism in Eukaryota, Metazoa, Chordata, Actinopteri, Cichliformes, Cichlidae. The record is from RefSeq and is a predicted model, not a curated record.
CAAGAAGAACAAGAACCAUCAACCACCAGUUCAGCAGAGGCUUCUUCAGCUGUCAUGCCACACGGAGAUGCAGGAGCACAGGACACUCUCCACCACAUCCGUAGAAUACGUUCAGCCUGAGCUCAUGCUCCAGCAUCUUAAGAAAACAGAGGCACUGUCAGACUCAUCAUUGCUGGUGAUGCAUCCCACCACUGUGAAGUUGGAGCAUACUGAAGGCAAGGCAAGGUUUAGGCUGAAGCGGCCUCUGUUUGAUGGAUAUGAAGAGCGGCCUUGGUUUUGUAAGAAGAAAUGUUUGGCCAGCCUGAGAACUCUGUGGCACAGACAACAGAGGGAAAGGACAAGCUGUGGUGACCCUUGGAUACGUGAAGCCUGUGCAACUAGAAGGACCAAUCUCCUCUCUGAGCUGACAUCAUCCUGGGCUAACACACAGCACUCUGGGAUGAAAGUUUUGGAGUAUCUCAAAUUCAAUCAAGCCACAAGCCUCGUUAUCAGCCAAACCCAGGAACUUCUGGAGUCAGAGAGUUUCUCUGAAGAUGUAAAGGUCUACAUCUUCACCGUGAACAGCCCAUGUUUGGCAAGAUAUGCCAUCCGGUGCAUGCUGAACCUGGUUCAUAAGGCUCUGGAGUGGUGGAAUGCAUUUGGAGUGAAGACUCAUAUUGGUGAUAUGAAGUGCUGGGGCUUUAAAGGAAUCAGAGAAAAUCUGUUUCAGGGUGUUAACUACAAACAGGUGGAAUGCGUAAAUCAAACUGUGGACUAGGAGAGUUAUUUUAAAGCAGCUGAAAUGAGCACCGAUCUUAAUCUUUUGUGUGAAACUAUGUUUUCUCUUCUUAAGUGCUUGCUGAGGCCUCAACAAGAAAACAGCCACUUUGCAGCCACCAUGCAGAAGCAGGACAGGAAGACUUAUUUUAAAAGCAUGCAUUCUAUAUUUGAAAGCAAACCAGCGCAUGAGAAAAAAAAAAAUCCUGAUGCAGAAGGUGAACGCACUGAUCGACUCUGCAGAAGUUCUGCUUUCGAUGAGCACCGAAAGUCUCCAGGAAUAUUUAGAAAGAGGGCAUGUUUUAGCACUUGGUUACACCUUUAGCUCACAAGCGUGUGAUGCUGGCCUCGAGGAUAUAAUGAGACUUAAGUUUCAGCAGUGUUGGAGGGACUUGGUACAGGACAAGUGUGCAGCAGUCAUCAGAGAAAAGUUGACUGAGGACAUUAACCACUGUGCCCUUCAGCUUUUUGUCAAAAACACCGUGAAGAUCACAGAGCACUUUUUACAAUUUGGGAAAUUAAGAGGAUUCAAAGGCUCCGUGUGCUUUUGAGAGGAAAAUGAAGUUAUUGUAAGACACUGGCAUUAGAAACAGAAUGAAUUCCACCACCUUUGCACAAUGCAUACCGUUUGCAUUAUGUCAAAAUGCUGUGUCUUUAUUAGUGUCUUUGUCUACAAUAUGUCACAGAUCGUACUGGAGUGGAGUUUUUACAUAGAAGCAGUAGCAAUAUCCUACAUUUACAAUGGUUGCCUCCAUGCUUUUAGAAAGCAAAUUGAAGUAAUGCUAACAUACUGUACAGUUAAUCCUUUAUACAGCUUAUCAGUCAGUCAUUAUAUAGUAGAUGGUAAUCCGAUGAUGACGGUGAUGAUUAUGAUGUGGUUGAGCGCUAAACCUUUUAAUUAAAGUCCAGUGGUUGCAUGCCUGUGCAUCUGUCAGCAGGGGGAGCUAUGUGACCUCCACAUCACAAUCAUCACGUGCACUCUUCCUGCGCAGGUAGUUUAUCAUGUGUUGUAAGAGAUGCCAAUACUGACGUGUAUUUUUCAUACUUUGAAUGGAAGAAAGUGAUAAGGAGCUGUUCUUAUUGCACUGAGUAGUAGAUCGUGUAGCGAUCGGAUAACUGGCACUGGGGAGUGAUGGAUCCCAUAAAGUAAGUUUAAGUAAUUCAAAGGUUAGAUGUGCUAAUUACACACUUGCCUUUUAACUGCAGAUUCUUGUCAGCAGAAAUAGAAGAUGUGCCAAUGACAAAACUUAAGAGGGACAUACUGUUGUGCAGGAUGGCCCACUGUCGUGGAUCCCUGGGACACUCUAUAUAACCUGUUUUAUAUUUGCUUUACUUUCUAUUGCAGUUCGAAAAGAGUAUAACAGAUCCCUCAUAGUUUCAGUUUGCUGAAUUUAACCAGCAUACAAGCAGUGAAUAGUUUGCAUCUGCUGCAAUCUUAUUACAUUACAACUGAACUACAAAAAACUACUCGUUUAAUUAAACCUGCAAACCCGAAAAAGCACUGUGCUUUCCCAAAAACAGUGUGCCAGUUUCUUUGGAUGAACCUAAGGGAAGAUUUUAUCCCACACAGUUAAAAAAAAAAAAUCAAAGCUUUAAGCACCAUGAGGAAAACUGUGUGGAAAGUCUAUUGUUGAAUUGCCUUGAUACAACCAGUGGAACGUGAUCAACUCUACUAUAUUUCUGGUUCUUUUAUAUACAUGUAUCUGAGCUGGCCUUUAAAUACACUUUCUGUAAACCUGGUGGUGCAACUUUUUACAUUAAGUUUAAAAAUUGUGAUUUUUUUAAACA